This is a messenger RNA of Cajanus cajan (pigeon pea), 2490 nucleotides long. Its product is annotated as O-fucosyltransferase 10. Lineage: Eukaryota; Viridiplantae; Streptophyta; Magnoliopsida; Fabales; Fabaceae. The record is from RefSeq and is a predicted model, not a curated record.
UAGAUUCUAUUUCUGGGAAUAGCAGCUAGCCAAGAAGCUUUACACUGCUCACUACACCAUGCCGCACUUCCGCUUCCCUUAAUUUUCCAUCUUCUCUGCACUCUCAUUCUCUCUCUCUCUGCUAAACACCACAAAACAAACAAAACCACUCACUCUCAUUCCAAACCCUUCCCUCACGCUCCGCAAUUCUCACUCUAAUGAAAUCCAAAGCCGCCGGAAACGCCGCGCCGACCGAGACCGCCGUGGUCGGAGCCGGGAGCAGCAGCUCUCCGAGUCCUCCGCCGUCGCCGCGGCGUCACUCCGGCAUUUCGCGGUGCCGGAGGCGGAUGCGGCCGGCGAAAGAGUCGGCGGAGAGUCGGCGGCUGGUGGCGAGCAUGAUGGCGCGGCGGAGCCUCCGGUACUUCUUCCUGCUGCCGGUGGUGUACAUCUCGGGGUUGCUGAUGUGUGUGGGGCCCUUCUCCUCCCUCAUUGGCCACACUCCUCUUCCCGGUUCCCGCUACCGCACCCACCAGAUCUUUCACAACCUCUGCCACCAUAUCCAAGCCGAUAAUUCCUCUGCCAUCCAGUUGGCUUCUGUGUGGAAAUACAAAAGGAAGUUGAGAGAGCAGAAGCCUUGUCCGAAUUUGACGGCUUUGCAUCGUGAACAUUUUGUGUCGCCUGGGCUGAAUGGUUUUUUGAUUGUGGAGGCCAAUGGGGGUCUUAAUCAGCAACGCUCUGCGAUUUGCAAUGCGGUGGCUGUGGCUGGACUCCUGAAUGCAAUACUAGUUAUACCUCAAUUUGAAUUCCACAAUGUGUGGAAAGAUCCAAGUGAAUUUGGGGAUAUAUACGAUGAAGAUCAUUUUAUAUCCACCCUUGAUGGUUAUGUGAAGGUGGUUAAAGAGCUGCCUGAGGCACUAAUGGAGCGGCAUAAUUACAAUAUGAGUAAUAUCACUAACAUCCGAGUUCAAGCUUGGUCUCCAGUCAGUUAUUACCUUGGAGUUGUUUCUCCUAUCUUGCAAAAGGAAGGGGUAAUUCGAAUAGCUCCAUUUGCCAACCGUUUGGCAAUGAGUGUCCCUCCACAUAUUCAAUUUCUAAGAUGUCUUACUAACUAUAAAGCAUUGAAGUUUUCCUCUUCAAUAUCUGCACUAGCUAAGAAACUAGUUUACCGAAUGAUUGAGAAGAGUUCAAGGACAGAUGGAAAAUACAUUGCCGUGCAUCUUCGUUUUGAGGAGGAUAUGGUAGCAUUCUCCUGUUGUGUAUAUGAUGGAGGACAGGAAGAAAAGUUGGAAAUGGAUUCAGUCCGAGAAAAAAGCUGGAGGGGAAAAUUUAAAAGAAAAGAUCGUGUCAUUUUACCUGAACUCAAUCGAGUAGAAGGAAAAUGCCCGCUAACUCCUCUAGAAGUUGGUAUGAUGCUACGUGGCAUGGGAUUUGAUAACAGUACUUCAAUAUACUUAGCUUCUGGGAAAAUAUAUCAUGCAGAGAGAUAUUUGGCUCCUCUGUUAAAGAUGUUUCCCAAUCUUUAUACUAAGGAGUCUCUUGCAACACCAGAUGAGCUUGCUCCUUUUAUGGGUUAUUCCUCCCAAUUGGCUGCACUGGACUACACAGUAUGCUUGAUUAGUGAGGUUUUUGUGACAACUCAGGGAGGUAACUUUCCUCAUUUUUUGAUGGGCCAUAGAAGAUUCCUUUAUGAUGGCCAUGCCAAGACCAUUAUCCCAGAUAAGCGCAAGCUUGUUGUUCUUUUGGAUGACGUGAGUAUUAGUUGGAAAGCUUUCAAGGAUCAGAUGGAAGACAUGCUCAGUGAAAGUGACCGCAAGGGAAUCAUGGUUCCUAGAGUUAGAAAAAUAAACAGAAAAACUUCUGUCUACACAUACCCCUUACCAGAAUGCAGGUGCCUGCAACAGUCUCUUGCCAAUCAAAUUGACCACCAUCUUGACAUUUUGGAUAAUUAUAACGGAACAAAAUCUUAAGUGGAUGAUAUUUUUCAUUUGUUCCAACAACUCUGCACGGUCAUCAGAUUGAUAUCAUUACCAAUUCCAUGGCACUGGUUCUACUUCCAAUACUGCAGCAUUUUAAAGUUGCUUUCUCGUUUGGCAAGGAGUGGCUAUUCCUGUUCUGAUAACAGGAGAGAUUUCAACUCUAUGAUUGGUAGCUGCGACUGUAUGAAGAUUUUGUAUGCAUAUUACUUAUAUUACAUAGCGGGACAGUUUCUAGCCUCCAAUUUAAAGGUUAGACAACACCGCACCAAUGUGUUCUACCAAAGGAUAUAGCAAACUCAAACAGAGUUAGAAUUUUUUCCCCCUUUCUGAUCAAUGUUUUUUGAGCUGACAUUUACAUUCUUUGUUUCUUGUAUAAAAAAAUUUAGGCUUGAAGAAAGAUUGUAAUCUGUUGAGUCAGUGAGCAUUUUUGUUUGACCCAUGUCGAGUCAGUAGGCUUUGUUAUCCUCCCUUCCUCAUUUUCUAAAUGUAAUUUAAUGUCUUUUGUAUAUUCUUUUCUUUUAUAUCAUUUACAUCA